AUGAGCGAUGAUUUGGUGUAUAGUAUUAAACACUCUAAUCCCAGUGCUGAGGUCAAUAUAGAUGAUUUUGGUGUACAACAAUUGGUUUUAUUUGAGACUGAUCGCCUGCUUAGGUCAUCAACACCUUCAAAGUCUGUUGUUGAUUUUCACUUGCCCAUGCUAACUGAAGAUACUGUAGAAGAAAAACAGGAACAAGUCCUUAUAUUUGUUUAUGGCCCUGGAGGAACUGGAAUAGUUUCUCUACUCCUUGGAUCAGGAAGAAUUGUUCAUUCUAAAUUCAAUAUUCCAAUUGACUUUUCGAAUUCAUAUGCAUGCAAUAUUAGAAAGCAUACAAUGCUUGUUGAACUACUAAAACACACUUCUAUUGUUAUAUGGGAUGAGGCACCGAUGAGUGACAGACGUUGUUUUGAAUGUUUGGAUCGGUCCUUAAGAGAUAUCCUUGAAUGCAAUACGAAACCUUUUGGUGUUAUGUCAAUGUUAUUAGGUGGUGAUUUCCGGCAAACCUUAACUGUCUCUCCAAAUAGUACACCAUCUGAAAUUAUUUCACUGACCUUACCAAAUUCAACCAUAGGGCCAUAUUUUACGUUACAUAAAUUGAAUGAUAGUAUGAGGCUUAAAGGAUAUUCCCAUUCAUCAGAAGCAGAUUUAAGUAUGAGUCAGUUUGCAUCUUGGUUACUAAAGGUUGGAGAUGGAAUGAUUGGUGAAAUUGAUACAGUUGAUAAGAAAAAUAGUAAAUGGAUUGAAAUUUCUGAUUCGUUUCUUAUACCCGCAUCAGAAAACACUUUACAUGCUCUUAUAGAUUUUGUUUAUGGGGAUGUUCUUCUGUUUAAAGUUCUGUCAGAUGUCUUAUCUGGUAGAGCAAUUGUCUGUCCCAAAAAUGACACGGUCCAAAAAAUAAAUGACAUGGUUUUGCUAAAAAGUCAUGGUUCUUCAAAGAUAUAUGAAAGUGCUGAUAGUAUUGAAUACAAUGGCAAGCAAAGUACAGACUUUAAUAGUUUCUAUCCGUUGGAAUAUUUGAAUUCAUUGAUUUUUUUUUCCAUUCCUGCACACUCACAAUCAUUAAAAAUUGACCCACCAAUCAUGCUAAUUCGCAAUAUAAACCAAAAAGAAGGUUUAUGCAACGGAACAAGAUUAAUGGUUUCACAGUUACUGCCAAAUGUAAUUGAGGCAUUAAUUAUUACCGGUACCUGUGUUGGCAAGAAAGUUUUCCUACCUCGUAUUAGAUUUGUUCACAAAGCCAUUGAUAUGCCAUUUACCUUCAUAAGAAAGCAAUUUCCAGUUAAAGUAUGUUAUGCUAUUGCGAUCAAUAAAAGUCAAGGGCAAUCCUUAAAGAAAAUUGGAAUUUAUUUACCUGAACAGGUUCGGAUCUUGCCCAUGUGGACGCCACAAAUAAGAAUUCAGGAAACAUGGUUCCUGGCUGUUGACAACGAAAGGAUCAAGGAUUUGUGCAGUCUGUCCUUAUUCGUAACAAAUGCUACACAAUUGAAAAAUAUGGAUGUGGAAUCCCAGGCCAUUAUCAAAAAUGGCUAG
Messenger RNA from Lactuca saligna, 1530 nucleotides. The record is from the annotation of a GenBank genome assembly. NCBI's taxonomy places the organism in Eukaryota, Viridiplantae, Streptophyta, Magnoliopsida, Asterales, Asteraceae.